CUACGAGUGGUGGAAGAGGACUGAUGAGAGUGCAGGAACCCCUAAGCCAUGGACAUGGACACAUUUCGAAUGGGCAUUCAAACAAUAAUAUAUUCCAAAACGUUUUAGUGAAGAAAAACGUAAGGAAUUUGUCGAUUUGCAACAGGGAGACAUGACACUCCCCGAGUAUCAUCAGAAGUUUACCAGUCUUGCUAAGUUUGCACCAACCUUGGUGAGUACCCCAACCGAUCGCAUUGAGGAAUUCAGGAAGAAACUUCGACCUGACCUUAGGUCGCGUGUGUCCGUCCUAACCUGCGUGGAUUUCGCGGAGGCCUAUGAUCUCAUAGCCAGGGCAGACAGCGACUUGAGUGCUUGCAUUGAGUAUCUGAAGACAAAUAAUGUCAGUUCAAGCACUCACCGUCCCAUCAACUCUAUCUUCAAAGGAAAAAGGCCCUUCCAGGAAUCUAGCAAUUCACACUUCUCAAAGAAGGGGAAAUCGGUGCAGACGCACUCUAUGGCGUCGGAAAACAAAUCAAGAGGGUGGAAACACCCAUUGUGCGAUACAUGUGGGAGACAUCAUCCAGGCGAGUGUUGGCUUGCCCAAGGAUUAUGUCUAGGUUGCGGCAAACCUGGACAUUUUCGAAGGGAUUGCCCCACUAAUCCUGGCAAACCAUUUCCGACAGCCCAGUUGUCAGCCAUUCAGCAUCAGCACGACCUGCGCUAAGUCAACGAUCAACGGCGGGAUCUAAUCCGGCCAAGAACCAAAGUCAGCAACAGGGACGAGCUCCUGCUCGUACUUAUGCAAUGAAGGCACGAGCUGAGGAAAACCCUGACGUCAUUCAGGGUAUGUUUUCCUUAUUUGAUUUUGUCAUGCAUGUGUUGAUAGACCCUGGAUCAACGUUAUCUUAUAUCUGCGUGCCUAUGCCUGACAAGGUUGACGUAAUGAAAGAAAACUUAGAACAACCU
This is a messenger RNA of Cuscuta campestris, 945 nucleotides long. Lineage: Eukaryota; Viridiplantae; Streptophyta; Magnoliopsida; Solanales; Convolvulaceae. The record is from the annotation of a GenBank genome assembly.